Eptesicus fuscus (big brown bat) is the source of this 4245-nucleotide messenger RNA. It is a transcript of the gene SLC5A1, whose product is annotated as solute carrier family 5 member 1. The record is from RefSeq and is a predicted model, not a curated record. The transcript has 15 exons. Gene Ontology annotation, molecular function: D-glucose:sodium symporter activity. Gene Ontology annotation, biological process: transmembrane transport; sodium ion transport. The coding region runs from base 140 to 2128 and encodes 662 amino acids. Gene Ontology annotation, cellular component: plasma membrane. Lineage: Eukaryota; Metazoa; Chordata; Mammalia; Chiroptera; Vespertilionidae.
AGUGCAGGGGUCCCAGACGCACCACCUCCCGGCUGCCCCGACCUCGCGGGCGCCCUCCUCCGGGGCUGAUCAUUAACCCGGAGGCCUCAUAAGGAGCCAGUGGCCUCGGAGAGAGGGACACCUGGGCGCCGCCGCAGCCAUGGACAGUACCACCUGGAGCCCCACGACCGCCGUCACCGAGGCGCCCCUCGCCUCCCACGAGCGCAUCCGCAAUGCCGCCGACAUCUCCGUCAUCGUCGUCUACUUCGUGGUGGUGAUGGCUGUCGGGCUGUGGGCCAUGUUUUCUACGAAUCGUGGGACCGUUGGAGGCUUCUUCCUGGCAGGACGAAGUAUGGUGUGGUGGCCGAUUGGAGCGUCCCUCUUCGCCAGUAACAUCGGGAGUGGCCACUUUGUGGGGCUGGCCGGGACGGGAGCAGCGGCAGGCAUUGCCACCGGGGGCUUUGAAUGGAACGCCCUGAUUUUGGUGGUUGUGCUGGGCUGGGUGUUUGUCCCUAUUUACAUCAAGGCUGGGGUGGUGACGAUGCCAGAGUACCUGAGGAAGCGAUUUGGAGGCAAACGGAUCCAGAUAUACCUCUCCAUUCUGUCCCUGUUGCUCUACAUUUUCACCAAGAUCUCGGCAGACAUCUUCUCAGGGGCCAUCUUCAUCAACUUGGCCUUGGGCCUGGAUCUGUACCUGGCCAUCUUUCUCUUAUUGGCCAUCACUGGCAUUUACACGAUCACAGGGGGCCUGGCGGCUGUGAUUUACACGGACACCUUGCAGACGGCCAUCAUGCUCGUGGGGUCUUUCAUCCUGACCGGGUUUGCUUUCAACGAAGUGGGAGGGUAUGAGGCCUUCAUGGAAAAGUACAUGAACGCCAUUCCGACCAAAGUUUCUGAUGGAAACAUCACCGUCAAGAAGGAAUGCUACACCCCCAGGAACGACUCCUUCCACAUCUUCCGAGACCCCCUCAAGGGAGACCUGCCGUGGCCUGGCCUCGUCUUUGGGCUGUCCAUCCUCGCCCUGUGGUACUGGUGCACAGAUCAGGUCAUUGUGCAGCGCUGCCUGUCAGCCAAAAACAUGUCUCACGUGAAGGCGGGCUGCGUGAUGUGCGGGUACCUGAAGCUGCUGCCCAUGUUCCUCAUGGUGAUGCCAGGGAUGAUCAGCCGCAUCCUGUACACAGAAAAAAUUGCCUGUGCCCUCCCCUCGGAAUGUGAGAAAUAUUGCGGCACCAAGGUUGGCUGUACCAACAUCGCCUACCCGACCAUGGUGGUGGAGCUCAUGCCCAACGGACUGCGAGGCCUGAUGCUGUCCGUCAUGCUGGCUUCUCUCAUGAGCUCCCUGACCUCCAUCUUCAACAGCGCCAGCACCCUCUUCACCAUGGACAUCUACACCAAGAUCCGGAAGAGAGCAACCGAGAAAGAGCUCAUGAUUGCAGGAAGAGUGUUCAUCCUGGUGCUGAUUGGCAUCAGCAUCGCCUGGGUGCCCGUCGUACAGUCCGCACAAAGUGGGCAGCUCUUCGACUACAUCCAGUCCAUCACCAGUUACUUGGGACCCCCCAUCGCCGCUGUCUUCCUGCUCGCUAUCUUCUGCAAGAGAGUCAAUGAGCACGGAGCCUUCUGGGGACUGAUCAUAGGAUUUCUGAUUGGGGUGUCCCGUAUGAUCGCCGAGUUUGCUUAUGGGACCGGGAGCUGCAUGGAGCCUAGCCAAUGCCCCACGAUCAUCUGUGGUGUGCACUACCUGUACUUUGCCAUCAUCCUGUUUGCCAUUUCUAUCAUCAUCAUCCUCCUCGUCUCCCUCUGCACCAAGCCCAUUCCCGAUGUGCAUCUCUACCGCCUGUGUUGGAGCCUGCGCAACAGCAAAGAGGAGCGGAUCGACCUGGAUGCCACCGAGGAGGACAUCGAUGAAGCCCCGGAGGAGACCUUUGAAAUAGAAGCCCCCGAGGAGAAGAAAGGAUGCUGCAGGAAGGCCUACGACCUGUUCUGCGGCCUGGACCAGCAGAAGGGCCCCAAGAUGACGAAGGAAGAGGAGGCAGCCAUGAAGCUGAAGCUGACCGACACGUCCGAGAAGCCUCUGUGGCGGACCGUGGUGAACAUCAACGGCAUCAUCCUGCUGGCCGUGGCCGUCUUCUGCCACGCCUACUUCGCCUGAGUCCUGCCUUUGGCCGCCGGCCGCAAUCACGAAGGCCAGACUGCUUACUCUGCCCCCCGCUAGUCCCAUCCUGGGGUGUUGAAGGGAAACCAGCCGGUUGUAAAUAUUGCCCAGUCGAUAAAUGUGUCCACGUGCCAUUAUAGGAGAGCCGGACCAAGGUAACGAGUUUGCUGUGAACUUAGGCAUCUGAGGCCAGUGUGAUGCAGGCAGCUGUACGUAGCGUGUCAGAGCCGCGGAAGAAAAGUCCGCGCAUGGAUGGGAGUGCAGACCGAGAAACAGCAUCCCGGCGAUGCGGGGGGGCACAUGGUCUCAGGUCGAUUGAGCGUGCCCACCUUGUUUGUGACCCUUGAUUAUUAAUUUCCAGAGUUGUGGCCUCCCUGGUUCCUGCCACUUUCUCUAUCGGAUCCCCCAUAUCCCUUUUUCUGUGUGUUUUUUUUUUAAAGAAAGAUUUCACUCUUCAGCAUACCCCUGUCAAGUUGUGUUUUUGGUGCAAGAAAAGUCAAUCCGAUAAACUGAUCAACUCAUGGAAGCCGAGGGUGGGAGCUUGCUGGUCCCUAUCCUGGGUGCUUGCUCGUUGAAGGAGAGAACAAUGAGGGGGGGCCUGAGAGUAGUACCUACCCCAAAGGGGCACAGAGCCAGAUGGAAGUAUUGCUGUCACGAGAGAGGCAUUUUUACCGUUUUGGAAGGUCCACAAAGCGGCCACAAAGCAGCGACCGCCAACAAUAGUCAAGAAUAAUGAUACUGAGCAAACCAUCCACAACUCUCAAGGCCCGUGGCGGGUGGGGGUGGGGAGAUAAUCUUGAGUCAAGAGGAUUUCCUGGUCUCCUUAAAAAUGUCCACUGGGGGUGCCCCGUGUUUGGGAUUUCACUCACGUUGGCAUUCGCGGUGCCUGGAAUGUUUUAGCCCCUCGGCAUCGUGUGUGUGGACUGGAUGACUAAUAGGGGCAUUGUUCAUGAACGCAUGCUUUGUUUUUGGGUUCACCUUGUCCUGUGGCUGCAGGAAGUACACCCUGUAGUGACUGUCAUGCCUUCCCAGAGGCCUCUCUUCCUCAUGAUGUGGGUGUUGACAUAUUGACUUAGAAGUUGACUCUGUGUCAUGUCCCAGAGCAAAUGUGCCUCUUGUGUGUGUGUGUGUGUGUGUGUGUGUGUGUGUGUGUGUGUGUGUGUGGCGGGGGGAUCCGCCAUCUCAAAGCCACCACGCUGUCCUGAACUAUUGAGACAAUUAGCCUGAGAUCCUCCUCCCCUCGAGUUCACGUGACCACAGCCCUUACUCUUCCCAGCUGUCUAGACCGGCCAUCACCCAUUGACCAAGGUGAGGGCAGGUGGUCUCCGUCCCGGGUGGGAGCGCGCCACACAUUUCGCUAAGCGGAGUGUAUUUCUGGUUGAACGUGUUUGUGUCCCAGGGAGAAGGUUUUAAAAUGCAGUGACUUUAAAUAGAAUUCUUUCUGUUCCACCUGUGAAAUCUCAACUACAUGGCAAUAGAGUCUCAGGAAGGUGAAGGAAAGGUCCGGAUGUUAGUUAGCAUGGACCCAUCUCAGGCGAGCUUGGAGAAGAGCUGGGAUCUGGGGCUCCACGGGGCUGAGAGUGGUCCCUGGGUGUAAAAACGGCUCAGCAGGUGAAGGAGGGGCUUGCUCCUGUGGAAGGAAACCCAGAGGUCACUGUUUGCCGAGCCCUUCUUUCCCCCUAAAGCUAGGAAGGGGAGAGGGAAGCGUGCAGCGUUCCACGUGGCUGGCAUGGCUCGGCGCACGCGGCUUCGUGUGGAGUCUGUGGUACUGUUGAGGUUGGAGAGGAUACAGGGACAGGAUCGAUGGCUGGUGGACGGCGUGGGCACGAAGCAUCUCGAUGGUCUUGGAGCCGGAGUCUGGCUUUGCCAAUGAUUCGCCGUGUCUAUGGUGAUAAAUUAUUUUGUCUCGACGGUGUAUUGUUUUCUCUUUGAAAACAUGGGAACCUUGGUGCUUGUAGAUCUACCUACCUCCUCUGGGUGUGACGAGGUCACGUGGAAGCGGGGAUGGGCGAUACAUCCAGGAGAGAUGCCGUACGGGUGUCCUAUUAAACUGCAUUAAACCCCUAAUGAAAAUGUAUUACUUUGAUAAAAAAUAAACACACCAAAAACCAUGA